Molecule: messenger RNA, 441 nt
Organism: Helianthus annuus (common sunflower)
Lineage: Eukaryota; Viridiplantae; Streptophyta; Magnoliopsida; Asterales; Asteraceae
Product: ATP-dependent RNA helicase ded1-like
Exons: 1
Coding region: 1-441 (146 amino acids)
Source: RefSeq, a predicted model, not a curated record
AUGGUGGUGAUGGUCGACGGAGGGUGGCGGUGGUCGGUGGUGGCGGCUGGCGGCGAUGGUGGUCGAUGGUGGUGGCGACAACGACAGUUGGUGGUGGUGGUCGACGGUAGCGGGAGGUGGCUGCGAAAGAUAGCGGUAGUAGUCGGGGUGGUGGUGGUCGGUGGCGGUGGGUGGCGGCGAUGGUGGUCGAUGGUGGUGGUGACGGGUGGUGGCGACGACGACAGUGGGUUGUGGUGGUUGAUGGUAGCGGGUGGUGGCAGCGGAGGAUGGUGGUGGUGGUCGGCGGAGGGUGGCGGUAGUGGUCGGGGUGGCGGUGGUUUACGAUGGCGGGUGGCGGAGGACGGUGGUGGUCGGCGGAGGUUGGUGACGAAUGGUGACGACGGUAGGUGGUGGUGGUGGCCAAUGGUGGAGGUGAUGGACGGUGUUUGUGAUGUAGGCUGA